Ilex paraguariensis (yerba mate) is the source of this 585-nucleotide messenger RNA. NCBI's taxonomy places the organism in Eukaryota, Viridiplantae, Streptophyta, Magnoliopsida, Aquifoliales, Aquifoliaceae. The record is from the annotation of a GenBank genome assembly.
AUGUGCAGCUCCCAAAUCUGUUGUGAAAACCAGCAGCAAUCCAGCUUAGAGAAGAAAAUGGUGAAGAAAUCAGCAAAGAAAUACAUUUUUGCAACGACAUCUCAAGACCUUCCGAAUUUUAUAUUUGGAACUUGGAGAGGAGAGGAAGGUGCAAGAGAGCAAGGCGCCUUGGGGCUGGCGCUUGAGAAGCUGAGCGACUGGCGCGCAGGAGGGGCUGCUGCGCUGGUUUGGCACAUAGGAGAGGCUUCGACGCUAGUUGGACUCGCAAGAGAGGUUGCUGCUGGGCGCAAGAUAGGCUGCUGCUCUAGCUGGGCGCGCAGGAAUGGCAUUGAUGGAGUGGCGCCCAUGGCACUGGGCGCAGCUGGAGGGGGGUCCAUGGUGUUGGGCACUACUGGAUGGGCAUCUAUGGCGUUGGGCGCAGCUGGAAGGGCGUCUAUGGCGCUGGGCACUUCUGAAGGGGCGACCAUGGCAUUGGGUGCUGGUGGAGGGGCGCAAAUGGCAAUAGACAGGAUGUUCCAUGCGUCGGGUGGUAGCAGUGAGGUGCCUAUGGCGGUAGACACUACUGCGGAAGCACUUAUACCAUAG